Molecule: messenger RNA, 4005 nt
Organism: Pocillopora verrucosa
Lineage: Eukaryota; Metazoa; Cnidaria; Anthozoa; Scleractinia; Pocilloporidae
Source: RefSeq, a predicted model, not a curated record
AGUUGGAUCAUGAAUUACAACUUGAUGGGAAAAGAUAUGAUAAUAGUCAAUGUGGAACAGUCUCCUGAUGCUAAAGAGAGUUUAUCACCAAGGCAAUCAUAUUAUCACAUACAAUCAAGACUUGAUUGUUUCUAUUUUACUGGUUUUCAAUUGGACCCAGUGUGAGAUUAUUGGAUUAGUCAUCAAUUCAAAUACCUGUGGAGCAGGUCCUGAACAAUUCUACUUUCUCAAGCUUGUUGCCAUUACGUUUUACAUGGAGGAAUUCUUUCAGUCAUUCAAAGAGAAGUGGUGGGACCCUUCCAAGGCUUUCCAGUACUUACAUGGUGUUGAAAUUUGUGGAGGUAUUGGCCCCACAAGAAAUGAUGAAGAGAGAGAAUCAUGUCAUCAUGGUACAUCUGAGUCAUGCCAGGAACAAAAGCAUGCAGAUGAAAUCAUUCUUGAAGAAAAAGUUAACGAUUAUGAGUCAUUGCAUGAGUGUACUGAUGAAGAGUGGCUGAAAUAUAUGUUAUCACUUAGCUCUGGGGCAUCAUCCCUAAACUCAGUUUCUCAUAGUCCUUGUGACACCACAAGAGCCAUGCUAGAGUACUCCCCAAGGAGGCCACCAUCUGCAUUAGAGGAAGCAGCCAGAGAAUUUACAGAGAAUACUUAUCAAGAGGAAUAUGCUAGUGCUAGACCUUUAUCUGAUAGUUCUGCAAAGUUACAGGCUGACUCUGAUGAGAUGUCAAGCAAUGAAGAAGGUUUACUGUCAAAGGAAAAUCAUCCUGACACAGAAACUGUGGCUGUGAAAGAUAGCCUUGAACAGAGAGACCAAGAGUUCAAACAAAGUAAACAGCCAAAUUGUAUAUGUGCUUGCCAUCAGAGAAAUGUAAUUAAUGUUAGGCAGUUGCAAGAUAAAAUUGAAGAUCUUCUUCAUAGACUAGGUCAGUUACAAGUUGAGAAUAUGUUCUAUCUGGAUCGUUGUCUUAAACAGGAGGAGAAAAUAACUCAGUUGAAAGAGAAUUUGACUCAAAUGGAAGAGGAAAAACAAGGACUUGAAUCUGAGGUGGGAAGACAGCUAUUUCUUGAAGACAAAAAUAAACGUCAAAGUAAGCUUUAUCAGCCAUUUACCGAACAUUGUCAUGAGCAGAUUAUGCCUAAUGCAGCCAGUGGUGAAGCAUACAUUGGUGAAGAUGGCUUCCCUUUAGAUUACACAUUCAAUGGACCUUUAUCUGAUAGUUCAGCAAAGUUACAGGCUGACUCUGAUGAGAUGUCAAGCAAUGAAGAAGGUUUACUGUCAAAGGAAAAUCAAGAUAAAAGUCAGGAUCUUCUCCAUAAACUAGAUCAGUUACAAGCUGAGAAUAUAUUCUAUGUGGAUCGUUGUCUUAAUCAAGAGAAGGAAAUGGCUCAGUUGAAAGAGAAUUUGACUCAAAUUGAAGAGGAAAAACAAGGACUUGAAUCUGAGGUGGGAAGACAGCUAUUUCUUGAAGACAAAAAUAAACGUCAAAGUAAGCUUUAUCAGCCAUUUACCGAACAUUGUCAUGAGCAGAUUAUGCCUAAUGCAGCCAGUGGUGCCUCUUUUCAUGUUACUGGUUUGGAUGGGGAACAACUUGAUAAAGCAGGUCCUUGCAACAAUUCAGAUAUUUACAAAGCUGACUCAUCAAGUGGGAGGUGUGGUUUUGCUUCAAGCUGUUCACAGUCUUCAUCCAGCUCUGCUGUUAAUGUGCAAUCUUUGACCAAAGAUUUGCACUCUGCUGAAAUAAUAACUGGAUUAAAUCCUGAUCAUCCUGCUUUGAAGGCAUGGAAAAAUUCUGGUGAAAGUGCAUAUGAUACCACAAGUGGUGGAGAGGAGAAGGAAGAAAGGUCUAUGCCUUUAUUACUGACAAGUGAAUGUUUUGAAAGUGAAGAAGAGGAACAAGGGUGUGCUUCCAAGGAAGAAGGAGGAAAAGAAGGCUCUGUUGACCUGGUUCCUCAACAAGUUGGAGAACCUGUGGUCCUGGGAGUGGAUAAUACAUUCUUGACAAGGCACUCUGUGGACAAACCUCUUUGUGGAAGUCUGUAUUACAACUAUGCUGAGAUGUUGGCUGAGGAUAUGGAUAGCAUGAUGAAUAUGAUUGACUCCAACCAAGCAAAACCAUACCUUGGUGACUGCCAGGCUGCUGCCAUGUCAGAUCCAUAUUACCAACCAUAUUCUUCAGCAUUUCCUCUGCCUAGUGAAGCAUACAUUGGUGAAGAUGGCUUCCCUUUAGAUUACACAUUCAAUGGUAAUUCUGUACUUCCACCUGGACCCUCAUCCAGCCAUGUUGGAGCUAGCAUGAGCCAAAAUGGGCAUUUGACAUCUUUGCAAAGAAGUGAUUUCCUUCAGUCAGGGUUCACUAGUUCAGGACUGACCUCUGACUUUCUGGGAACUACAGGACCUCAAAUGACACAUUCCGUAUUUGGUACUCAGAGUAACAUUGGCUUCACUGGAUCAACAUCAAUUUUACAUCCAGAGCCUUUGCAAAUGCAAACACCUUCAACCACAAAUGUAGGAUUAUUGGAGAGGUAUAAUGAGAUGCCAACCACCUGUAAUGUGGAUUCAUUAGACUCCACACACAACAGCCCUCAGGCCUUUGUACAAGGCGUUAGAGAUGCAUGGAUGAGGAUUUCAGCACAGUUCAGAAGAUGGUGGUGCACAUGUUCUGCUCAGUAUGACCAAGAUGCUAGCCCUGCAGUCUGUACAACUUGUCACAAGUAUCGUUAUCUAGGACAACCCAGGGUUCAGAGUUGCCACGAUGAGUGCUGCAUCUGCCACAUGGAUUUGUCUAGCGGUUUACUCAUUUUGCCAUGCUCACACAGGGCUCACAUGAAGUGUACUUUUUGGCUUAUACAACACAAUAUAUUACAUUGCCCGUCUUGCUUUGGUGUAUUUUUCCACCAAGGUAAUUGUGCUCCAAGGUGUAGUCCAAGGUUGUUCAAGUAGUAUUACUUCCAAUGAGUGAAUCACUCAAGUCAUGCCUGCAAAACAAGAUUUUGGUUCCUUUUUGAGGUUUCUUUGACAUAAACAGUCAAUCACAUCCAUUGCUUUUGUAUAGGAAUCUCCCCCUUCCUUAAAAAAGACUGGCAAAGCAUAUUGUAUUUUAAUUGUUAUUGGCAAUUAUCAAUUAAGAUGACAUAGGCAGAGGUGACAACUCUUAUGUGGUGGAGAUCUCACCUUCACUAUAAAGCAAGGAUUUGAUUAAUUGUGUAACCUUGUGAAACUCACUUGGCCAGCUUGUCUUGUUCUACCAAAGGAACUAUUUACUUUUACUUCAUUAUUCUAUACAUUUCCUGCAAAGUAUAAGUUCCCUUAGAAAUUUAGCGAAGAGCUUAUGUAGUAAAAGUAUAUUUAACCCUUUAACUCCCAAGAUCUCAUUAGUAAUUUUCCUUAUUCUCAUCAAUUAUCUGCUUGAUAUUGUAUUGAGAAAUUCUGUCUUGGUCACUCAUGGGAGUUAAAGGGUUAACGAGACCAAAUCAACGGCCGUGCAGGAGACCAGUGGAAGAUGUCAUGGCAUACUUGUUAACACACUUCUCAUUUUUUUGAGUUCAGGACAGAUCAUUGUAUAUUGUUCUCUGGCAAGACACCUACUCUCACAUUGCCUCCCUAUACUCAAGAUUCUAAAUCACCUGAAUCAUGCAGUUGACUUGGUUUUACUGCAUAUGACUAGAUUGCAUGGUGUAUACUGUAACAUAAUUUAUUGGUAACUAGAGGUUGGUGCUCAAAACUUCAUGUUGUGUGUUGCCAGUAACUAUGUUUGAUUUGUGUGUCUUCCAGUGGACCAUGCAUGCUUAGAGCACAGACUGGCCUUGAUGAGUGCUGCAUCUGCCAAAUAGUAAUUUUGUAGUUAUUACUAAGCAAAAAGUGAUGAGUCUUGAGGACAUCCAUUUCAACCUUAGUCCCUAACCCUCAGGCCUUUAACCUACACUUUCUACCAAUUUUCCAGUCAGAAUGUAUACUAUUAGUUAACUCAACUUCCAAAGUCCUUGAUAACUGUUCUUUGCCCCCUUGAA